AUGGCCGGCUCAAUUAACAAGCCCAAGAAGCCAAAGUCCAAGCGGACGCCCGUCCGCCUCCGCCACAAGAUCGAGAAGGCGUCGGCGGCCAAGCAGAAGAAGCAGAGAAAGCUCGCCAAGAAGAACCCCGAAUGGCGCUCCAAGCUCAAGAAGGAUCCGGGAAUUCCCAACCUGUUCCCCUACAAGGAGAAGAUCCUCGAAGAGAUUGAGGAGAAGCGCCUGCGGAAGGCCGAGGAGGCUCAGAAGCGUCGCGAGCUGGCCAAGGCGGCCAAGACAGGCGCCACUGCCACCGAGGCUGCCGAUGAGGAUGAGAUGGUUGAGGACCUCGAGGGAGGUGACGACGAUGACAUGAUGGUAGAGGACGAUGAGGACGUUGACGAGUCGAACCCCAUGGCUGCGCUGCUUGCGAGCGCCAGAGCCGCCGCCGAAACCUACGAGAAGGGCCUGCGCGAUGACGACGACGAGAUGGACGAUGACGAUGAUUCAGACGACUCGGAUGCUCCCGCUGAGAUCGCCGUCGGCAAUGCCACCUCCCGCAAGGCCUUUGACAAGGUUUUCAAGCAGGUCGUCGAGCAAGCCGAUGUCAUCCUCUACGUCCUCGACGCCCGUGAUCCUGAGUCCACCCGCUCCCGCGACGUCGAGCGCAGCGUUAUGGCUGCCGCCAACGGUGGCAAGCGUCUCAUUCUCGUCGUUAACAAGAUCGAUCUUGUGCCUCCCAAGGUCCUCCAGGGCUGGCUCGCCCAUCUGCGUCGCUACUUCCCGACCUUGCCUCUGCGCGCGUCCAACGCUGCGCCCAACGCGCACACCUUCAACCAUAAGGAACUCACGGUCCAGAAGACUUCUGCCGACCUGUUCCGCGCGCUCAAGUCGUAUGCUGCUACCAGACAGUUGAAGCGUGCUGUGUCUGUCGGUGUUAUCGGCUACCCCAACGUUGGCAAGUCCUCCGUCAUCAACGCCCUUCUGGGCCGCCUGAGCGGUGGCCGAGGGGCCUCCAAGGCGUGCCCUGCUGGUGCCGAGGCCGGUGUCACCACCAGCAUUCGUGCCGUCAAAAUCGAUAGCAAGCUCACCCUCCUCGACUCGCCUGGUAUCGUCUUCCCGUCUGCCUCCAACACUUCUUCCGCCGGCGGUCUCGUGUCUCUGAAGAACGCGACCGACGCCCACGCCCACCUUAUCCUCCUCAACGCCGUGCCGCCCAAGAACAUCGACGACCCGAUCCCCGCCGUCACCCUUCUCCUGCGCCGUCUGUCUGCUACGCCCGACCUGCUGCAGAAGCUAACGGAUGUGUACGACCUGCCUCCUCUCCUGCGCAGCCGCACUGACGGCGACCUCACGACCGACUUCCUGGUACAGGUUGCGCGCAAGCGCGGUCGUCUCGGCCGCGGCGGCGUGCCCAACAUCAACGCCGCCGCCAUGACCGUGGUCACCGACUGGCGCGACGGACGUAUCCAGGGCUGGGUUGAGGCUCCUGUUCUUGCCGUCCAGAGCGACGCCAAGGACGGUGCUGCACCUGCUGCCGGCGCGGCGGCGGCGGGUGAUGACUCCGUCACGCCGGAUCAGAAGACGAUUGUCACGGAGUGGGCCAAGGAGUUCAACAUUGACGACUUGUUUGCGGGCCUCACCGCGUCGUCCGGCGAAGACGCCAUGGAGCAGUAG
Molecule: messenger RNA, 1653 nt
Organism: Colletotrichum truncatum
Lineage: Eukaryota; Fungi; Ascomycota; Sordariomycetes; Glomerellales; Glomerellaceae
Product: nucleolar GTP-binding protein 2
Cellular component (GO): nucleolus
Molecular function (GO): GTP binding
Source: RefSeq, a predicted model, not a curated record